AACGAACACCCAUCUUACUAUACAGUACUAUAUUGCAGUUACGUCGCAUGAUAAAGCCCGGUUAAGUUGGACUCUACUGUUUAAGUUAAUAGGGAAUGACUGAUGCCAUUACUGACGGGGACGGAAUAAUCGACACAAAUGCCGCCAAUUCGAGUUUGUCCCCGGCCGAGCAACGGAAGUUAGAAAAAGCGGAAAAGUCGCUGCAGAAGAAAAAAGACAAAUGGAAGGUUUUUGUUGACUUCUUGUUACGUCAUAUUGGAAUUGUGACGACAAAAUAUGCGGCUUGGGAACGUGACGACUUUGAAUCAUUUAAGGCUGCACUCGAAAAGGCCCAAAUUCUGGACGAAAAAGAAUCUUCUAUCACGGCGAAGACGUACAAGAAACUGAAGGAACGAUCCGAUAUACUUUCCAAAAGGAGAUAUUUCGGAGAGAGUAACAAAAUACGAAAGUACAUUGAUUUGGUUGCUCGAAUGCGAGGCUUGAACCUUAUAGCACGAGACUUUUAUAAAUCGAUAAAGAAAGGGAAACUGGAACCUUUAGAAAACGUAUUAAACCACCUGCAGUACUGGAAGGGGUUCGUUGGAACUUCGUUUGAUAUUGGCGAACUUAACCCGAAAGGAAUUGACUCAAAUCAUCCAGGCAUGAAAUACGUCAUGUGGUUAUGUUUACUUCGUACUUUGCUCAACCUUGGACAGAAGUUUCUGCAAUGCGCGUCAGAGCUGACAGAAAUUCCUCUUGUGUCAGAAUCAAUUUAUGUCAAGUUCAAUUUAACAGAAGACCAACUUGUUGUCUGCACGAGACUCGAAGAAAUUUUAGUCACUCAAGUUACAAGAGCAACUGGAGUCCAAACAAGUUACGGAUCACGAAGCAGUAUUAACUUCAGUGGAAUGCCGUCUGGACUUAAUUUAUCCAAAAAACUCCAAUCCACGCCAGAAAUUCAAUUACCCGGCGAAUCAGACCACCUGACAUUCGAACUACCUCCCGAUCCACCGAAAGAUAAGAAGAAAAAGAAAAAAGGGAAGAGAAAAGGAUCGGGAAAAGGGAAAGGAAAAAAAAGAAAAAAGCGGUGAAACGAGAGAACUAAAAUUUGAUAAUUGAUGCCGAAACUUGGCAUAUUGCAGUUUUAUUUAAUUGAAACACGAAACGGUACAGUACGUUGACAAAGUAUUUUUUCUACACCUUUGCCUGCCAACCUAGGUUUAGUACCAACAAUUUAUAAACAAACAAAUCUAGUGUGUGAAAAAACAAAUGGAGUGCAAUACUGCAUUCGUAUAUCUAUAAACUGUGUUAUAAGUAUAUCAUUUGACAUUUGCAAAACGCUAAACAAACCGUCAAACAGCAAGUUUAAAAAAGUCCGUUUAAAACCACAGUUCCGGUCCCUAAUUCGAUAUAUAGUAGGGUGGGGAAGAUGGGACACCUUUUUAUUCUGUUUUCUUGCCAGUUUGGUAGUAAAUAAAGAAUAUUCAAAGAAAUAUAAAACCUCAUCCUCAAGACUCAGUUAAUUAUUUAGAACAGAAUUCUUGGAUAUUAUGUGCUAUAGAUGUCCCGCCUCCCCCCCCUACUAUGUUAUAUAGUACUCGUUCACGCUAAUAUAAAUUUUUAACCCAAACAUUUUUCUGCAUUAGCCCUUAGAUUAAUUUCGCCAAACGAGAUGAAAUUUUGUUUCUCACUCACUGUGUAACACCUCAAUAAAAGACACUUAUGUAUUUUGCAAA
Molecule: messenger RNA, 1715 nt
Organism: Ciona intestinalis (vase tunicate)
Lineage: Eukaryota; Metazoa; Chordata; Ascidiacea; Phlebobranchia; Cionidae
Source: RefSeq, a predicted model, not a curated record